This is a messenger RNA of Colletotrichum spaethianum, 2016 nucleotides long. RefSeq names its product putative aryl-alcohol dehydrogenase AAD14. Bases 1 to 2016 code for a protein of 671 amino acids. Gene Ontology annotation, biological process: protein import into nucleus; ribosomal large subunit biogenesis. The record is from RefSeq and is a predicted model, not a curated record. The transcript is spliced from 2 exons. NCBI's taxonomy places the organism in Eukaryota, Fungi, Ascomycota, Sordariomycetes, Glomerellales, Glomerellaceae.
AUGGGCAAGUCAAGACGAAACAGAGGCGGCCAAAGCCAUCGCAAGGACCCCAUCGCCAAAACCGUCAAGCCGCCCUCCGACCCCGAGCUCGCCGCCCUCAGGGAGAAGUCCAUUUUGCCCGUCAUCAAGAACCUGCAGAGCUCGGAGCCCAAGUCGCGCACCGCCGCCGCCGAGGCCGUCUCAAAUCUCGUCUCCAAUGAAAAGUGCCGGAAGUUGCUGCUGCGCGAGCAGAUUGUCCACAUCGUCCUCAAUGAGACCCUCACCGACGCGAGCCUCGACAGCCGCGCCGCCGGAUGGGACAUUCUGAGGGUCCUCGCCGAGGAGGAGGAGGCCGACUUUUGCAUUCAUCUGUACCGCCAGGAUGUUUUGAGUGCCAUGGGUUUUGCCUCUCAGACUAUCCUCGAAAAUCUCACCAAGAGUCCUGCUAUGAGCAAAGGACAGUUGAAGGCUACCUGGGCCAUCACCGAGCCUGUCGUUGCCCUUUUGUCCGCCCUGGCUGAGGCCCAAGAUGAGAUCCUCGAGGCCAUUGUGGCUAUCGAGGGCAUCAAGAACCUCCUUUUUGCCAUCAUCGCUUACGCCGACUCACCUCCAAGCAUCUGCCUCGAUGCCCUCUCCGCCCUCCUGACCCUGUCUGAGGACAACACCCGUCUCGCGCAGGACGUUGUCGCUGACGACAGCCCCAAGCCCCUCACAGCCUUGCUCAAGCUGCAAGGUGUACCUGGCGCCAAGGGUGUUUUGGCAUGCGGUGUUUUGCACAACAUUCUCACUACUCUGCAAUGGUUCGACGGCACGCCCGACCAAAAGAGCCUGUCCGAUGCAUCCCUGAUCCCGACCUUGUCCUCGGCACUCAGGGACGCCAAGCAGGAGUCUGACCUGCCGCCCAAGAGCCAGUGGUCCAACCCGACCGAGGUCCUUCAGCUGGCCUUGGAGAUUCUGGCUGACAUCGGAACGACCCUUCAGCAAUCUAUGCGGGGCGACAGCAAGAAGGACGGAGAGGAGUGGAACGGAAUUGGCGACGAAGACGACACCGCCAUGGACGAGGACGACAAAGACAUGGAGCAGGGCUCCGGCGAGGAGGACAACGCCGAGGACGACGACGAGGAUGACGAGUCAAUGGACGAAGACGCGAUGCAGGCCGACAUGGACUUGGUCACUGGCGUGGACGAUGACGACGAGGAGGAGGCAAGAAUGGACGACCUGCCGACCCUGCGUGAGUUGGUACAACAAGCCGUCCCGCAGCUCAUCAGCCUCGCGACCGCGUCUUCGCAGUCCGAGGAUGCCGCACAGCUCCAGGCGCAUGCCCUGUCCGCCCUCAGCAACAUCGCCUGGUCCAUUUCUGUUUUCGACUUCUCCGAAGACCACAACGCCGCCAUCCUGAAGGCGUGGACACCCUCCGGCAAGGCCAUCUGGGGCAAGGUCAUUGUCCCCAUUCUGGCCGCCAACACCGCCGACGUCGAGCUGGCGACCAAGGUGACCAGCCUUGCUUGGGCCGUCUCCCGAAGCUUGCCUGGGCGUGUGCCCCUGGGUGGCGACGAGCACAACAAGUUCAUGGCCCUCUACCAGGCGACAAAGGGCCUUGCCCAACCGAACGCGAACGGCACCAACGGAGACAAGGCCAAGGACGAGGAGCCCGAAGACCCGUUCCAGGGUCUCGGCGUCAAGUGCAUUGGCGUUCUGGGCCAGCUGGCACGGGACCCGGCCCCCAUCGCACUCAACAGGGAGAUUGGCGUCUUCCUCAUCACCGUUGUCAACGCACUGCCCGAAACCCCCGCCGCCGACGCCGUCGAGGCUCUCAACCAGCUGUUUGACAUUUACGGCGACGAAGAACUGGCGUGCGACAAGGAGGUCUUCUGGAAGGACAACUUCCUGCAGCACCUCGAGGCCGCUCAGCCCAAGGUCAAGGCGUUGGUGAAGACGAUUGACAAGAGGACGCAGCCCGAGCUGCGUACUCGCGCCGACGAGGUUGUCUUGAACCUCGGACGGUUCAUCCAGUACAAGAAGAAGAAGCAGCCAUGA